CAUGUAUGCAGUUUCCUGUCUUUGUAUGUGCAUGUUCCAAGUGUUUUGCUUGUUGUUUGGUUUCAAUCAGCUUCCAAGUUCAACAUGGUAGAACCCAAUGGAUGUGAGUUAUCCUUGAUUGAGCGAAGGAUCACCGAAUUAGAUCCAUCCCUAAUGAAGAUGAGCUUGACUCGAGUGAUCCUAUGUCAUAAUGCUCUUAUGGAUUUCCCAGAGUGUCUCCUGAUCUUGGCCAAUCUUAAACAUCUCAAUCUGUUCAAUAACGAACUCACCGCGCUUCCCAAAGAUCUCAAUCGCUUAAAAAGGCUCGAAUGGUUGAAUCUGGGCAUGAAUAAAUUGGACGGCCUUCCUUCGACUUUCGGCAAUCUUACGAAUCUGGUUCAUUUGGAUUUGAGCCUGAAUCGAUUCCGAGACGACUCCUUCCCGCCCACUUUCUUCACAUUACCAUCUUUGGAGCGGCUGUAUCUCUCGAAUAAUUUGAUUGAAACCCUUGGAGUAUCCAUUAUCAAGCUACAGGGAUUACAAACGUUGGCUUUGCGAGACAAUCGGAUCUCCCGCGUGUCCAAAGACUUGAAGGAUUUGCUGUUUCUGUUCGAAAUUCAUCUUCAAGGCAAUAAACUCCGGUUUCUUCCACCGGAGUUUGCAGAUUGUCCGGAGCUAAACGGAAAUAAAAGCAUCGUCAAAUUGGAAGGCAACCCGUGGAUCCUGCCUAUCAAGGACCAAUUGAGAUUGGGAGUCUCCCAUGUUAUGACCUACAUCAAAUCAAGCACCUAUAAGUUCGUUUAUGAUCGGCACCACGUUUAGAUGGUGCUAGGGGUUUGGUGAUAAUCUGGGAUAAUGUUCCGCGGGACUUUCGAAUCCAGUAAAUCACGUGGUGUGUUUUUGACCAAAUAUAACGGUAUGCUUAUAGAAGCUGCUUGUUCACCUGCGCCCCUUUUAAGACAUUCUAGGUAAUUCAGUAAUGUGUCAGGGUUUUUGAUGGGGCAUAACACAAGCUCAAAAAUUCUGAAGUGCAAAAGAUUCACUCAUAUGUAACCAAUAAGAUGGUAGAGGGUGCUUGUAAAUUCAAAUGUUUUUCUAAAACAUUUCGUUAUUUUUACGCUUGACCAACCAUGUCUAAAAGGGGGCUUAUAGAGAGGAGACAGGGCGGUAAACAACCAGCUCCCGUGAGCUUCUCCUAUUUGAUUUGACACUCAAUCAAGAGUUGAUCCACUAAGGUGGAACAAAAAAAAUGUAUGUCUUCUGUGUGAUACAAACAAAUAUUGAGCAAAAAUUGAAUUGAUGACAAUCACUCAGAUAUUGUCAUGCCCUAUCAGUCCUCAAGUAAAUCGCUCUACGAUACCUUUAAAAAUUAACUGUCCUAACAAUAUUGAAUUGGUUGCUAUUUGCUCUGAGUUGAAGUAUGUAAGGAUUUGGCAUAACCUUGUGCCUUGACGGCGAUUUACUUUCAGACAGAUGUCAACUUGAAAGCAUAGUAUUCAUUCAGAACCCAUUGGAACAUGCCUAUCAAAGAUUGUAAACUGACUACCGAGUCAAUUUUGAGCUUUUCUCAUAAUUUGGUGGUUUCACGGAAAAAAUAAGAACUAAGAAUAUGCCUAAAACAAAUUUUGCCAAUACCAAAUAUAAAGAUCAAAGAAUGGAAUAACGUAAUCUCUAGCCAGGGGCAUAUCUUCUUUACCUCUUGUUUGACAGAUCUCUAGCAUUAACGUGGCGUUCAUCAAAGAUUUAAAUUACCUUUGUAUUAGGGAGACAUUCGUUAGACUGAGAGCUAAUCCACGAUGGUGUUUAAAAGUUAGUUCAGCUCAUUUUGCCACGUCAAUACAGGAUCAACUACUUUGUUAUCUACGCACAAUAUUCCCAACGGACAUUGGAGCAAUAAAGAUGGAAAUUG
This is a messenger RNA of Tigriopus californicus, 1888 nucleotides long. Its product is annotated as ras suppressor protein 1-like. The coding region runs from base 85 to 801 and encodes 238 amino acids. The transcript is spliced from 3 exons. Lineage: Eukaryota; Metazoa; Arthropoda; Copepoda; Harpacticoida; Harpacticidae. Gene Ontology annotation, molecular function: protein binding. The record is from RefSeq and is a predicted model, not a curated record.